AAGGGGCCUGGAUGCUACAUAAAGCUGCUGGAGGAUCAGGCCAGCGGAAAUUAAGUGUUUUGGUACCUGAGGCAGAGGGUUACACGGGGGCCUACCUUGCCAAAGCUUUAGGUGGAAAAGGCUGUCUCUAUAUAAUGCCCAUCCAGGACACUUUAGACACCUCCCCCUUGCCCUACUCAUCGAAGGAGUUCGAAAAUAUGCCAAAAGCCAGAUGUGCCACGUGUCAUCUAAGCAUGCCUGUCCAGCUGUUGGCUUUACACGCACAAGAGUGUGAACCAAGCAGCUGUUCUGACCGCAUGGAUCUGGAACCGGAUCUGGACCCAGAUUUAGAUGAGUCUCCAGCUACAAGCAAUCCUGGGAAUGCUUCUCCAAGUGUGCUCCCGUGUAGGACCUCCUGUUCUAAAAUCGAUAUUGCGGUGGCCUGUCCAUUGUGCUCAGAGUUAUUUCCAGAGUAUUUUGUUGAAAUACAUGCCAGCACUUGUAGAGAAAGUACAUUGCAGUCAACACAAAUUAUCGAUUUGGAAGAACAUGCCAGUGAAGAACUGACAGGGCGAGAGAAAAGUCUUGCUGAAGCCAUCGAAACACUUAGUGGACGAGUGGACACAACGACACUCUUUAGUGUCACUAGGGAGGACAUCUUUGAAAGGGGUUUAGGGCAGUGGAGACGUCAGAAGAAGUCUUCUCCCAAAAAAACCCUCAGUGUCUUUCAUUGGAGAGUCUGGAAUUGACCAUGGGGCUCUCAGGAAAGAAUUCUUAACAGGUUGAGAUAGCUGAACCUGAAGCUAUGUACGACCUUCUGGAUCGGAUAACAGCAUGCGGGUACAGCGGUCCUGCCACGUGGGAGAGGAAGGAAGAAAUAAUAAAGGCAAUUAUCUUGCACUCAUCGGUCCGCAUCCUACCAAUGCUGCAGCAGAUAUGCUCAGGCAUGAAGCUGUAUGGCUUGUGCGAGAUGAUUGUACAACAACCACACAAUUUCAGGGAUCUGUUCGUCCCUGGCCUUCAUCAAAAGCCGGAUGCUGAAUUCCUGAUGGGAGCCAUAUCUCCAGUCUUCAGUGAGCUGGGCUCGCUGCGACGCCAGAGGGAAUCGAGGAUUAUAAACUUUUUGCAAGACUUCAUCCAAAACAUUGAAGAUGAAGGUGAUACUACUGCCCUGACAUUUUAUAAACGUAUUUGUUCUUGAAUUGUACCCCCGAUUACGACAGGCAACUCAAUGACAGCUUUGUAUACCUGUUUUAUUCAUGUUUACAUGUCUCAGUUUAAACACAACUUUGCAUCAUGAUAGUUGCGAUGAAACAAUGAUAACUCAAACAGGACUGGCUAAUGAGGUUUUCUUCUUCAAAAUAUCCACAUAAAAAACAAUUUAAAAACAAUAGCCAUAUUUAUUGACAUUGCUUAGGUGAAAAUAUGCAUUUCUUUGUAUUCAUUUUCAACUUGUUUUAAGAGGAAGAAAAGAGCUUCGUGGUUGAAGAGAGGGGGACCCCUGUGAAGGUAACAGAGAGUGAUCUUGAUGAUGGAGACUCAAGAGAGAUAGAGUCUACAGGUGAACCGGCGAGAGAUGAAGA
Gymnodraco acuticeps is the source of this 1562-nucleotide messenger RNA. RefSeq lists its product as uncharacterized. The transcript has 10 exons. NCBI's taxonomy places the organism in Eukaryota, Metazoa, Chordata, Actinopteri, Perciformes, Bathydraconidae. Bases 12 to 728 code for a protein of 238 amino acids. The record is from RefSeq and is a predicted model, not a curated record.